Scleropages formosus (Asian bonytongue) is the source of this 4485-nucleotide messenger RNA. Its product is annotated as major intrinsically disordered Notch2-binding receptor 1-like. The record is from RefSeq and is a predicted model, not a curated record. The transcript is spliced from 4 exons. The coding region runs from base 288 to 2942 and encodes 884 amino acids. Lineage: Eukaryota; Metazoa; Chordata; Actinopteri; Osteoglossiformes; Osteoglossidae. Gene Ontology annotation, cellular component: plasma membrane. Gene Ontology annotation, biological process: negative regulation of cell population proliferation; negative regulation of TOR signaling.
UGAAGGAGGGAGGACAGCGAUCGCAGCGCGCGCGCAUCACUGGAAUACGCAGGGUUAUGAUUAUGUUGGCACCAUGUUCCAGGUGUGUCUCGGCCGGUCCGGUGGGGUCUAGCCGAGGUCUCCCGCGCGCUGCCUGAUGUGCUCCUCAACUUCGCGAUGCCAGUUUCUCAGUUUGGACUUUUCCGAUCCGAUCGGAACCCCGACUGGCUGCGAAGAAUAGAAUGGGGACCGUGCCCGAGGGUAACAGCUGUCUGAUAGAAUAAGGCAUCCCAACGAUCAGAUUAGUUAUGGAUCCCAUGCCGGACUACUCCCUCUUCCUGAGCAGGAUCCUGGAAGAGCUGGACGCCAAACACAGCAGCAUGUCCUACCAGGAUCUGUGUAAGUCCUUGUGUGCCAGGUUCGACCUGGUCCACUUGGUCAAGCUCCGGAGCCUGCUCUUUUAUACUGCUUGCCUGGACCCCUGUUUCCCUGCUACCUUGUUCCGGGACAAGAUGCGGAACACCUCUGAAGACCAGCAGUCCAGGAAGCUCAUGGCAGCUGCUGAUAUUGUCACCAUGUUCAACCUGAUCCAAAUGAACAACGGCCCUGCAAAAGACAGGCUGCCCAUAAGCCAGCGACCUAAGUUCCAAAAGAACCAGUCCUUCGAGUCAUGUCGGUCAGACUCUGACAUGUACAAGUAUUCUGACUGUGAGAGGAGCAGCGACCCCUCAUACAAGCCCACGCCGAGGCUCUCGCCUUGUUCGAAAUCUGACUUUGGUGAUCGCCAGCCGUUCGCGCCGACCUCUAACUCCAGCCGUCUCCUGGGUGUAAACAGGGAUUUAAAAUGCAGAGCAGCCUCGAUGGAGAAGCUGCAGCACCUCCCACAGUACCCCCUCAGUAGUACACCCUCAUGCACUAUGCAGAGCACAUACUUCCCCAUGGAGAUAGACAGCGAAUCCACCACAGAUCAGGACUCACUGCAGCUAAACCCAGGUUUAAAAAACAGAUUUGCUUCCUCUGUCGAACCGUUUUCAUUGCACUCGUGUGUGCAAAAGAGGAACAUUUUCAAGGAGGAUUUCCACAACUUUGUGGCCUUUUCUCCCCAAGUAGUUAGCGCAGAGUCGAAAUCUAGGGACGACCUAUGUGGGGUGUUCCAGCGGAGAGACUCACAGAAACACGCUGCCUUUUUUAACCACAGCUUUGAACUGCCUUAUAGCAACCCUUACUUUGAAUCAUUUAGCCCCCCUUUACAGGAGAAAAAACGGGCAAAACAUGAAAGUUUGGACGACCUUCAGGCAUCCACAUAUUUUGGACCAACAACUGUCUCAGAGUGUGUAAACAACAAGAGGACUUUGGGGAGGCAUGGCAGGCAGUCUCCUUGGCCUGUGAAGAGCCUGAGCCUGAACACAGAUGAGGGGCCAGACUUUGAGGAACCCUUCCUCACUUCCAAGCUCUCUAAAGAUGGUCAUCACAACAAGGUGGGAAGCAUGGAGACUGUGCUACAUUACCCAGGUGCCAAAGAAAAACUGGCAAGCUCACCAUCAAGGUUUGGCAUUCAGUCCAAUGGCCCAAAGUCACAGGAUGUGGCCUCCGUAACCAAUGGAGCAGUUGUGGACCACAGAGAGGGUGUAAAGAGGUUUAAAGACAAAAGCGUGAACUGUCCAUCCCUUCAGGCUGGGGGAGGAGAUGGUGGACUAAGUGUUGGUACACAGACUGACCAGUCUGAGCAGAGGAAACCAAGAAACUCCUACAAGCUCUCGGAGGAGGACUUGGAACUGGUCAGCGAUGACAUCAGCGAUAUCUUCCGUUUCCUGGAUGACAUGAGUGUUUCUGAUUCCCUGGGAAUCCUCCAGUCAUCACGCUACAACAGCAGUGGGUCUCUCACACAUCUAACAAAAUCAGACGGCGACAGCUCCCCAGAAAAUGCUGCCACCAAGCUAAGCAAAGCUAGCCUCAAACUAGAUCGACUCUUUCAGUCGCUGGAGAACACCGACGGGGAACUGAAAGCCAGUGUUUGCAAGCUGGUGCUCAGGAUUGGGGAAAUCGAGAAAAAACUGGAGUCCCUCUCUGGGGUACGUGGUGAGAUCUCCCAGGUCCUCUCAAAGUUGAACAAGCUGGAUGAGAAGAUUCAGGAGCCAGAGGGCAAUGGAAGGUCCACCGAAACAAGCACAGCCAAAGAAACGCAACCAGAGAACAAACCCUCCCCAAAUGUUGCCCAGUGUCAUACCCCUGGGCCUACUGCUGGGGUUGGUGGUGGCCCAGAGUGGUGCUGCUCUGAAGCCAGCGGCAGCAACUGUGACAGCCUGCGGGUGAAAGCUCUGAAAAAGACAGUGUGCACCAGAAGGUCUUCUAGGACACUGAACGAGGAAAAUGGUAACACUGAGUCCAAGAUGCCCAGCAUCUCCAACUCCCCUAGGGAUUGGCGGGCCUCCUGCCCUGCUCACUCUGGGGAUGAUGGGAAGGACAAGGAUCGUAAUGGCAAGGAACGGCACAGAAAGUCUAAAGAGCCAGAGCGGCAGUGCGAUGUCCUUCAAGCCCACCGCUUAUCCAAAACUGGGAAAGAGCCCUACCUGGUGGAGCAGGUGUUCACCCCGCACCGCUUCCCACCAUCAGCAAAGUUUCCGGUGCGGAGCAGCCCCAUCUACGCAGGCAUGCGCCUGCUGGACCGACCAGAGUCCAAACGGACCCAGCCGCCCUCCUGGCCACUGGAGGAGUACAAGCAGGGCUCAGGAGACAAGGGCAAGCUCAGCUCGCUGGAUCUGCAGGCACAGGAAUCCUUGAACCCCAACCACAUGGAGUACUGGAUGGAGGACAUCUACUCUCCAGGCUACGAUUCACUGCUGAAGCGCAAGGAGGCCGAAUUCCGGAGGGCCAAGGCCUGUAAGAUAGGCGUUCUGAUCGCAGCGGCCGCCUGCACUGUGAUCUUAGUCAUCGUGGUGCCCAUGUGCACCAUGAAGUCCUGAUUUGCUCUGACUCUGCUGGGUUCCCUGCCUCCCCUUACGUGUACCAUGUUACUUGUCUUUGUUUAGAACCACUCUCUCCUGAGAGGAACAUGCAUGUAAACCCAAUGUGCAAGCAGGGUGGCAGUGUAAAAUUUUGUCUAUCAGUGUGUUUAUUAUAGAUACACCAACUGUUUGCAGUGACCCUUGGCAUGGCUCACGGGGCUGCUUUUCACUGAAAUACCUGUGAUCUCACUGCACUGAAGAGCUGUUCCAGAGAGCAGAGGGCACACGUUCUCAUCCUGCUACAAAUGUCAAACUGGUAGAUUGUAUGUGUGAACAUCGUGAUGGGCUUCUUUUCUAAGCAUUAUGUGAUGUUUUUUUUUUUAAUAUUCUAGAUUGAUAACACGUAUUUAUAGAUUUUAAUGAAAAUAAUUUUAUAGAGUCAGUUGACUCAUAGAAUAUGAGCAGCUAAGUGUCAGGAUUUUUGUUUCCUUUUGACUGUUCUUGAGGUUUUUGAUGAGUUUGUCAGCUGUGUUUUUUAAUAGACAGUAGUUAAAAUCAUAAGGAAACAGCACAUAACAAAAGCCACAAUGAAGCAUCUGUAUGCUUCAGCAAUACUGAAUGUAGGGAAAGCAGCACUGCUUAAGUAGAGCAGAACGGAACGAUGCUGACCACCUCUCUUCCCUUCCCCUUCUCUCAGCAGAGCAGUGGCUCCAUUACAAUGAUGCCCCUAUGAGCAAAAUUUCUGCAGCUUCUCUGUGGGGGGUCAGCCCACCUCUUACUGGGUGAAAAAUUCAGACUUUCCGCAUUGUCAGCUGAGGAGAAUCAGAUUUUCCGCCCACGGGUUGGGGGGAGGGGGUUACUGGUAAGGUGACAUGGGCAGAUUUCUGCUUUAAGCUAUUUGGGAUUCUUUGCUGCUGCAGCUCAUGGGGAGGAGGGAUUACGGUUGGCCUUAUCGAACACUCUGACCCUGCCAAGAUGUGUGAAGAUCAGUCCAACCCCAAUGUAAUGUAUCUCUUAAUGUCUCUUGAGAUGUAUAAGGUGUGGAUGAAUACAAACUGUGCUGCCAGAGUAAUUCCCUGCACAAUGUCCGGCACUUACUACUUGUGGUUGAAAUGACUGACCUCGGAUCGCCUACCCUGCCUUGACAAACUCACACGUAUUCAUUUGGCUGGUGACUUGUAGAGGUACCGGAGCCACACUGAGCGGGAAACAACAGCGCUAAUCAGAAAUGGUAACCAGCAGCAUCUGAGCCAAAACAAAGAGAGAAGUGCCAUAUGGUUCAAGUUCAACAUGAAAUAAUUUAUAUUCAUCACCAGUGCACACACUUUACAUCGCUCUCAAAUGUGUGCAUUGAAAGUCUCGAGCGACAUGCUGUCUGAAGAGGUGAGCCUCCUGCUUUCACCCUGAAGGAUUUAUAUGGAGUCACAAGGGGAACUUUUAAACGUGUACCAGGUCUACAAUAAAAAUGCAGGGAUGUGAUCAGUCCAGUAGCACUGCCUUCAGAACAGGGGCUGUGAGCCGCCACUUACUGUAGCGUUUUGUAAAUAUGUUCAGGAUGCCG